Molecule: messenger RNA, 2349 nt
Organism: Anopheles nili
Lineage: Eukaryota; Metazoa; Arthropoda; Insecta; Diptera; Culicidae
Product: arginine/serine-rich protein PNISR
Exons: 7
Coding region: 1-2349 (782 amino acids)
Cellular component (GO): nuclear speck; presynaptic active zone
Molecular function (GO): RNA binding
Source: RefSeq, a predicted model, not a curated record
AUGAACAAAAAUGGCGUCCCUAGCGCCAAUUGCGCGGCAGAUGCGAAUCAAUUUUACGCCGCCCUGAUGCCUGAUAGACUCGACCGGGAGACGUUUCUAUCGGGUAAUAAUGCCCACCUGCUAGCUCAAUAUCAAUCUAUGCCCAACGAUCAAAUCGACUGGGCUGUCAUAGCGCAGCGGUGGAUUAAAAUGCGAGAGUCGUGGAUGCAACCCGACUCGGCGUUCAUUCCAUCACCGCCGCCGCCGCCAUCUUUCGACAGGGAUGACGACGUGCAAACUGCUUCCAACGCUUCGUUGGUGUCUAAUACAUCUCUAGAAACCACAGUAGCGUACGAAGAGCAGGGCGAAGCACCGAUGGAAGUUGAAAAAGAAGAUGAAAAUUUCGAUGAUAUGCCCGUGCCACCAAUGCCUCCUUCCAUAGCCGGACAAAUCUGCCUGGACGUCGACUGGAAUGUUUCUCCAGCUGGUACGUGGUCUCAUAUGAACAAUUCAUCGCUGGCAAUACAUCCGCCAAAUCAGAUAAAUGUCCCAGACGACCAUAACCUCACUAAGUGCGCUGAAGAACGACAUCGCGACAUGAGAUCUUCCACGGUGGAUAGUCCUAGCUUGAAUGCAUUUGCCACGGGCUCAGCCAGCAGUGGAAUAUGGCAGAUCGAAAAUAGUCACCAUUACCCGCCUGGUAUGUCGAAAAAUUCUUCCCAAACCUCGGGCACGUCGGUAAACUCGUUGGCUUCGAAUAAGCGAAAUCUGGUAAGGCAUGGACAUCCGGAUAGUGCAGAACAGCAGUCAUCGUCAAGAUUACCGGGGCUUAUGGACCGAGAGAUAACUAUGAAUGAGUUAUCCUCGCUAGAACUGGCAGUAUUUACACACAAAGAUGUAAAGUGUAACUUAGGUGUUGGAUCGUCAUCAAUAAACGAGGCGAAGCGAAAAUUGCUUCCUGCCUGGAUUCGCGAGGGAUUAGAAAAGAUGGAGCGAGAAAAACUACGACAGUACGAGCGUGAACUCGAGCAGGAGCAGAAGGCUAAGGAUGUUGAGACUCGGAAUAAAUUCUUUCGGUUAUCGACUAAAAAAAUUUUGACACAAAUUCUGAUGGAAACAACAGGCGAAGCAUUGAAGUCUAUUGCAACUGAAAUUUCAAGGAACGUGCAAAAACGGAAAGCAGCUAAGCAAGCUGCUUCCCUACGAUUCAAAAAAGGCCUUGCAACAUGUACCGGAGGAUUAGGACUGGGCAUUUAUGGUGAUAGUGAUGAUGAUGAUGAAGAUGAUGAAGAUGAUCCUGCAGAUGAUAGCCGUAACAACAAAACCAAAAGUGCUGUUAAUGACUCGGACAUUGCCGCCGAAGGCGGAUCGUCCGAGGAAGACACUUCCGAUUCGGAAGUUUUUCGACAGCUAAAGGAAAAAAUUCGCAUCCGUCAGAAUGAUUUUAUACCAAUUGCUAGUGAAAUUGAGCAAUGGCUCGAAAAUACAAAUGAUUAUUACCCAGUCGUCGUGUCGAAGAAUGAGCGAAAAGAAAGCACACCGGAUGACGAAUCGGAUGGUGAUUCAGAUGAGGAAAAAUGUGAUGAAAAAAGCGGCUCGUUAUUCGACCUGAGGCGCGAACACCGCGGCGAAUCAUCAUUACAUGGGGAUGUCGAUUCUGGCGAUGGUUUGGGCAGUGGUUCUGCGGAAGAGCUUUUAAGUUUUACCAACCCUAGUUAUCGAGGAGCUUACUAUGCGAGCAUGAGCCAUGAUAGUGUCGCGCGUAGGCAACGCGAUAAACGAAUAUCACGCUUCAGUGAUCGGUGUGAUACGGUGCGUUCAACACACAUGACUCACGUCUCCUUCUUGCGAGCAUCUAAAACAGCGAGUACAAACAAAGAGGGUGGAUUGGGAACAACGGCUCCCGUGACUGGCACACCCACCAACACUCUAAGCAACGUCGCUGGUACAGCCAAGCCGCUAUCGAUUGGUUUAGCGCAAUCGGCCGUUCAGCUGGGGCUCCGCAAAACAGAUCCGGGGCUCAGUCGGAUCAGAGACACAUGCCAAACCAUUUACAAAAUUCUCCCAAGCCCUGCUUCAGCGACACCGAAACCUACGGGUGCAAAAACGCCAUCAUCUAAGUCGUCUGUCGACGAGUCGCGUCAUUUGCGGUCGGACAGCCCGGAGUACUCGACCGGCGAGGGUGAUGGUCGAAAAACCAACCGACGGGGGAUAUCUCUGGAAGCGGAGGUAGUAUCGAAAGCCAAAGAUGGCGACGCCAGUGAACGGUUGCCGCCAUCACCAGGUGGUUCCCGUCGGCACGAGUCACACCUGUCCAUGAUGCAGUACCGGAAGAAGAUGCCUGCUACUAGCCUGCUACAAGGGCGUUAA